ACGAAUCAAACAAAGUCGGCGGAGCUUUUAACCGUUGUCUUACCUUGUAUGGCGAGGAAAUAUCUACUUUCAUCUGACGAUACGCCACAGCUACGACGUAUUGUUGUGUCCGCUUUGGUACAAAACACGUUUGUCCAAUUAAAUUGCGUGACAUCGGUCAACGGAAAGCAGCGAGAGACGAGCAAGUCGCGUUUUCUCACACCCCGGAAUUGCUGCUGCCCUCCGUCGCCGGCGAACGAUUGCUAACUAGCAGUGGCGUCUCCCAACGCCGAUCGCCAAAUAACGGAAACACUGCAGCUCCUUGUGUCUUGUUGACAUUUGGGGGAGCAAGCGUCAUGGCGUGUGGAGCUACUCUGAAAAGGACUCUGGAUUUUGACCCGUUAUUGAACCAGGCUUCCCCCAAGAGGAGGAGGUGCGCCCCGGUCCGGUCUCCCGUGUCGUCGCCGCAGAAGUACCUCCGCCUGGAGCCUUCGCCGUUUGGACAAGUGUCGUCCAGGCUCACAACAGAGCAAAUCCUGCACAACAUCAAACAGGAAUACAAGCGGCUCAAACGACGAAACCUGGACACUUGUUUCCAGCAUUUAGACGGCUUCACUCCUCUGGAGCUUCACAAUAUUCCCAGUGAAUCUUCCCUAUCAGGUUCGUGCUCAGGCGCAUCCUCUCCCACCAGGAAGGAGCCGCCGUUAUUUUCCCUGCGACAGGUCGGGAUGAUCUGUGAAAGACUACUGAAGGAGCGCGAGGAGAAAAUCCGGGAGGAGUACGAAGAGAUUCUCACAACAAAAUUAGCAGAGCAAUACGAUGCCUUUGUCAAGUUCACACAUGAUCAGCUCAUGCGGAGGUUUGGAGAGCAGCCUGCGAGUUAUGUUUCUUGAAUGGAUGUGGAGGGUAAUACUAUGGGCUGGAACCUCCGUGGCGUAUUUGGACUUUCUCCUAGCUGUGCCAUGUCGCCUCCCAGUGGACUAGAUGGACUAGUCUUCAGCUUUCACGUUUUUUGCUGUUGCUGCUGCAGUUUGGGGGACUCCCUGCUGUUGAAGUGUCCCAGGACCUUCUGUGACUGAAUUCAAGCAGUGGCCUCACAACAUUUAUUUGGCUUUCUUCUUCGGAUGCCUUCACAUAUAUGAGGCUGACUGCCACCAUAACUCUCGCUGGCCUUUUCAAUUUAAUUCCGUUUUCAAUUGUCCUUAUUUUACUAACUAACUUUACUAAGUUUUGUUUGUACAUUUUGGGAAAGUGAUUAAAUUCUGUCAAAGAUAGCCUUCAGACUAGACUUGAAGGAACAUAAAUUUAUUUUUGUUUUACGUCGUACAGGCAUUAUUGCAUCUACAUUUGUACACACCGUUUUGUUUUAUUUUGGUUUUUGUUUGACGUAUUCAUCAUACCAAAACAGAUUUUGCUCCUUGUUGUAAAAAGGGGUGUAAAAUUGGGAAAACUAAUAAACUA
Messenger RNA from Phycodurus eques (leafy seadragon), 1440 nucleotides. It is a transcript of the gene akirin2, whose product is annotated as akirin 2. Gene Ontology annotation, cellular component: chromatin; nucleus. Gene Ontology annotation, biological process: positive regulation of innate immune response; positive regulation of transcription by RNA polymerase II. The coding region runs from base 336 to 872 and encodes 178 amino acids. Gene Ontology annotation, molecular function: transcription coregulator activity. NCBI's taxonomy places the organism in Eukaryota, Metazoa, Chordata, Actinopteri, Syngnathiformes, Syngnathidae. The transcript is spliced from 5 exons. The record is from RefSeq and is a predicted model, not a curated record.